This is a messenger RNA of Schistosoma bovis, 418 nucleotides long. The record is from the annotation of a GenBank genome assembly. Lineage: Eukaryota; Metazoa; Platyhelminthes; Trematoda; Strigeidida; Schistosomatidae.
AUGAAACACAGUCUUGCCACGCUGAAAAGCCGAAAAGUUCUGGUUAUUCUUGGAGGAAAAAGAAAUUAUUGUUUUGAUUCGGCUUUUGAAAAUCCUAGUGUUGGUUUACGCAUAUGCCAAACUUCAUGUGAAAGUCAAGAGUUCACCUAUGAAAUGGAUAACACUAUCCAUCAUCUAGGUCCGUGUUUGGAAAUCAAUCUAAAAAAAAUCAACAUUGAAACUUGCUGAAUGUUUUGGAUCUGUAAAUCAACAAUGGGAAUUUAAUCGGAGGCCAUAUCUACCAUCUGUGAAUAGUUAUUAAUAGGUUGGAUGGAUUGAGCAUACUUUAUCACAGUCCCUGUUUCCUCAUUUCACGUUCAACUUAUCAGAUAUACAUAUGUAUAUUAAAAAUGUCUUUCUUUAAAUCUUGUCCACCGAA